GGAGAUCUCCUCCUUCGCUCUUCAACAAACACUGACAAUCUCAAAUCGAGAUCGAAACCGAUAAAAUCUCCAAGAGAAUCGAAGGAAACGAAAAGCAAGCAGGAAACUAAGCAGAGCCAUGUCCCUCACCAUCGACUUCGACGACCUGACCCACAAAUUCGAAACCUGCGGCGCCAACAUCGACCCCUUCUUCUUCACCCUCCUGACCAUCGCAACCUACACGCUACCCAUCUACAUCUACGGCCUUGGACAAGGGCUUUUCAUCGACGUGUGUCUCACGCCGUUCAUCUUCCCGCUCGGCCUUCUCCUUGAUACGGUGA
Molecule: messenger RNA, 320 nt
Organism: Dissoconium aciculare CBS 342.82
Lineage: Eukaryota; Fungi; Ascomycota; Dothideomycetes; Mycosphaerellales; Dissoconiaceae
Exons: 1
Source: RefSeq, a predicted model, not a curated record